Molecule: messenger RNA, 603 nt
Organism: Limanda limanda (common dab)
Lineage: Eukaryota; Metazoa; Chordata; Actinopteri; Pleuronectiformes; Pleuronectidae
Product: putative defense protein Hdd11
Exons: 5
Coding region: 1-594 (197 amino acids)
Molecular function (GO): oxidoreductase activity, acting on metal ions
Source: RefSeq, a predicted model, not a curated record
AUGGAGCUGCCCUGCUUCUCUGCCUUCUUGGCACUUCAAGUGCUGUGUUUUAUCGAUGCCUAUCCCGGGGGGGCACCUACAGGAGCCUGCGAGGACAUGAUGCCUCGACACUCCGGGGUGCUGCCGCAGCCUUCACCUGCGCCCUACUCUGUUCUCACCAACACCAACAAUUACCAGCCGGGGAAUCCCAUCACAGUGACGAUCACUGGACCAGAAUACAGAGGUGUGCUCCUGGAGGCUCGGACCAGCGGCAACACCAACGCUCUGGGGACCUGGAAUCUUCCUCCUCCAGACACCAGGUUUCUUGAGUGCAAUGGGGCACCGCAGGGGGCUGUUACUCAUUCCAACACCAACCUGAAGGGCAACACCACCGUAUACAGAUGGAUCCCACCCAAGUUUACAGUCCCUGUCUACUUCAUGGCCACCAUAGCUCAGCAGCGGACGGUCUUCUGGAUUAAUGUGAAGUCCAGCACUCUGACCAGCGGCAAACCAGGAGGUCUCAGCUUUGCAACGGGUGCAAGUGCCGGACGAGCUGAAGAAAAACCUCUGCUCCUCCUCGUGUUGGGUUUUUUAAUGUUCCAAGUGCUGGCGUGAACACGAUGU